Molecule: messenger RNA, 5547 nt
Organism: Funneliformis caledonium
Lineage: Eukaryota; Fungi; Glomeromycota; Glomeromycetes; Glomerales; Glomeraceae
Source: the annotation of a GenBank genome assembly
AUGGAUGUGGACGAGAAUAAAAGCAAAGAUAGUUCAAAUACCUCGAUACUGCGUAAUGUAUCCAUGAGGAGGCCUAGAAGAGGUACUUUAAGUGGUGGCGAUGCCUCGAAUACUAGUACAAAGCAAAAAAUUGCAACUGCUAUCAAUCACAUAGUACACAGACGUGCUUCGCUUUCGACUCAAAGACCUAAAGAUUUCCUGGCUGGGAUAAUUACUCCACGUAAUGAACAGAUAACUCAGGCGCGAAACACACCACCUACUAAACAAGAACGGUUACAGGACAUUAAUAGAACUACAAGUAUAUCACCUCGUCCUCCUAGUACACAUAGUUCGCAUCAUUUAUCUAUAUCACCUACUCAACCGUCUUUCCUAUUAUCUGCCACUGUUGAAGAAGGCUCUUUGGUUGAAAACAACAUUGACGCUUACAAUAAAAAUAUACCAAAAGAUGAUCGAAUGGAUAAAUUGCUAAAGAAAGCAAAAAACUUUCUAGAUCACAGACAACGACCGAAAUCAAGAAUUGCUUCUUUAUGGAGUUUUAUCGAUGUUUCAAUUGAAUUUGAUCAAGCCCAAUUCUUUCAACAGCAUGCUGAAGAGGUUUUCGAUGUAAUUCACAAAUCAUUUAUGAGCCAAGUUGAUAAAAUUAAACAAAAAUCAGAACGUCCUAUGUCAUUUUCAUCAAAAGAAUUUUUAAAUAUAAACAAGACUCUACUUUUAUUACGAAAAGUCUUUUUAUUUUUACCUGAACGAAUAAGGGGUGGAUGGCAACGCAGACAAAUAGCUGAAAUGUUAUCACACCUCCUCGAUCACGGGAAUCACCCUCGAGUUCGAAUACAGGGAUUUCAACUUUUAUUGUUAUGGAUUAAUGAUCAAACAAUAGAACUUACGGAAUGCAUGCAUUUAUAUGCAAAUGCAAUCUCUUUGGAUUUGUUCUUGUAUGAUCAAAUACGAACUGGGUGUGAUGAUUAUCAAGGAAAAGAAAAAAUGUGGAGGUCUAGAAGGACCAUAUCACUUGGACAAAUAUUAAUUAAAGCUGACGAUAGAGGUGCUUUGUUCCCAAAUCCUCAUCCACCAUCAUUUCAUGAUGCUGUUCAGUUGAUUCAGCUAGAUCUUAGCAGUCUAGUUAGGCUAGCUCAUGUUGCAGCAGGUUCAACUCCCCCAUCAGAGAAUUAUGAAUUUCCUGUCAAUGAAAAUAUUGAGCCAGAUAAUGGAAUCGCUAUUGGCAUGGGAAUUGAUGCUGCAUUUGCUGCGGCGAAAUUUCAUUUCGAACUGACAAAAAAACAAUAUUUAUCGAUUGUAUUGGGUGCAGGAAAUCGGGAAUUUGCUCACGAGAUUGUAAAACAGGCUCUCAUGCUACCAGCUGGCAGUCCGUUAUACAAAGAUAUAGUUAGGGGUGCUGUUCACAUUGUAGGAGUCUGGAUAUUAAGUGGGGAAGAAGAGAGACCAGUUUUUCUUCGUAAAUCACCACCACCUCCUCAACCAAUAUGUUCUGCAAAUUCUGCGUUCACUUCUUCUAUAUUUGCUUCAUCAUCUCACACAUCUUUAACAUCUCCAGAAUGUCUAAGUGAACCAUCAUAUACAUCGGUUAACACCCCAUUGUCAGCUACUUCUUUAAGUACAACAUUUGCUAAUGCGAAUGUUUACCUUCGUAGAUAUAUUGUGUUAUUAACACUUGUUUUCGAAGAUCAUUCUUCCCUGACUAUCGAUGGAGGAAUGGCAAAUGUCGAAGUGGAAGCACAAGUGUCGAUUUAUCGUGAUGUGUUGGCAUUAUACCGUUCAAUGAUGGCAGAGGGUCCAAUUGAAUUAGAGCCAGCUACGUGGGAGACGUUGCUUUCAUCACUUUUGGACAUACAAGAGAGGACUAUGAAUCAAUCUGAGAAAUAUGCACCAAUAUCUACGGUUGCGUUGGCUAAUGACUUUGCUGAUUAUUUAGUUGAAACUGUAUUAUACGCAUUUGCCCGGUCAAAAACUCAACAAAUUACAUUAUGGCGUGCACUGACAAACCGUAUGAGUAUUAGUUUGGGAUGGUCGCAGACUAUAUCACAAUGGGCGAAAAUUAUGUUAAGAAUGACAAAGAUACUAUCAAAAAAUAUUUAUAAUGUAGACCUUGACGCUGUAGAAUUAAACCGUCGUCUUUUAGAACUAACAACUCCAGAAAGACAUUUCCAUAGACGACGUCCUUCGAAGAAUACUCGCACAAGACAUUUAUCGUUACGCAGUGCAUCUCGGCAUAAAUCUUCGGGCAGUAAUUCGUCGCGUGAGGAAAUGAUGGGUACCGAUUUUUCAGUUUUUGUUAAGACAGCAAAUGAGAAUCGUAAAUCAGGUCGUAGACCCAUGAGUAUGCAUCAAGAAAUUGGCUCAUUUGAAUCAAAGUCACAAGCCCUAUUGAAUAUUGGGGCAACAGUAUUUAGUGGUGGUGGAUCAUCCAUUCAUUCUGGAAGUGUUGCAUCUGAUGAGGAGGAUCAAUGUUACGACGAGGAUGAUUAUUUUGAUGCUAAUAGCGAAAUAGCUGCGGAUGACGCAGCAGAAGUGAGGUCAAAUCGAACAUCAUCAUCAUCGGUGUUUUUUGCUCAACCUAAUUUUAGCAGUGAUAGGCUUUCGAUAUCAUUAGCUAAUUUCAGGUGUCCAGAUUUUGUUAAUAUUGAAAUGUUAUUUUGGAAUACAGAAGAUGCACUGUUAGUAUGGAAGAAUUUGCUUUGUGCAUUAGGAAAUUUGAAUUAUAUUCAGAUCCGAAAUAAUCAAUAUGGAAAUGUUUCGAUACCCUUACUUUGUGAUUUUGCACCUUGGCUAUUCGAAGCUUGCGAUUUACCUUUGGCAUUCGCACGAGGACGUGCGCUCGCGUAUGCUGGAUUAUGCAAAUUGAUGUCAUGUCGUCACGAUAAAGACUUUGAUGAGAAAUAUUAUUCUCAUUUUUAUCGUGCUUUAUUAAAAGGACUAUCAGAUCAAGAUUUGUUAAUAACUCUCGCAAUUAUUAAUAAUUCUACGAGAUUAUUUUCUCAAAAUCUUCCUGGUUGCAAUAUUCUUUAUCGUAGUCUAAUUGUCACUAUCAGGAAUUUGUUAUCAAAGCAUCACGAUCAUAUUACGGAUGGGAUAUCACAAAAUGCAAUUACUAUACUUUGUUCACUAGUUUGUAUUGUAGAUCAGUUACCUUCUUUGAAGGUACCUAAUUUAUCUUAUGAAAAUCUAACCAAGAUGAACGAGGAAAGUUUGAAUGUAUUAAAAUUUGGUCAAAAUGAUGGUAUAAAAUUCUCCGAGUUGAGAUUAAUGUUGCAAGAAACCUUAGUAAGAUCACUUUCAAAUGAGGAAACAAUUAACAAUUAUGAAACACAUAAUAUGUCGGAUAAAAUAGUUAUCAAAGGUUGUUUUCAAGCUUUAUUGGAACAGCUAUAUUGGAGUCAUUUACCAGUUGUUACUGCUGCAGCAGAUUGCCUAAUAACUUUUGCUCAGAAUUCUUCAUUGUGGUGUGAAGAUGAAGAGAUAUAUUUUAUGAUUCUGCAAGACGUAUUCGGAAAUUUGAUUGGAGCUUUGAAUGAACAUAUUGCAUUACAAAAAGCAUCACACAGAAAUGGAAGAGGAUUUAUAAUAGCCAAAAUAUUUUAUUGCCUUCUUGAAUGGCUAAUGAUUAUCCCUUCAAAUCUUUUUACGGACACAGAAUUAUGUCAACUUGUAUUUGAUUCAAUUGAAAUGGCUUGUGACAUUUCAAAUUCGGAAUCAAAUAAACAUCAGAAAAAAGAAUUUCCAAGAUCAUCACAUAAUAGUAAAAGUAACCGUUCAAAUCAUGGUUAUCCAAUAAAAUUUAAAAAAUCAGAGAGGAAAAUUUCCGUUAAUCGUGAGGUGGGGGAUGAUAAUGUUUUUGGAGUCGACAACUCUGUAGAGGAUGUAAAUUUUGUUAAGGACAUCGCAGAAUUUGUUUUGUUACAUUUAACACACCACUUGGGUAAUUUUUCACCAAUACACGGACCAGGUAUGAUGCAUAGUACGCUGGUAGGACCUAUUGGAGCUGACACAAAAGAUGAAGAACUUUCAAAUAAUUAUCAUUAUUUUUCAUUUAAUGAUACAGCAAUAAUAACAUUAGUUGAAAUACCAGGGAAAAGUUCAUCAGGAAAAUAUUCAUGGGAUUCUAAAUUAUUUUAUGAAAAUAAACCUUUCUUUACUAGAAAUAAUUUAAUAAAACCUAACAAUACAGUAUGUGAAAAUAUAAUUUUCAAACCGGAUAUUAAACUGGUACCUAAUUCUUCAAGAGCUAAUUCGACAACUUCGUUGAGGACGAAAGCGCAAAAUAGAUCUAGUAAAAUUUUCGAAGGUAAAAAUGGAUUACCUGUAUUGACGGAAAUUCGUCAAUCCGAACGUACUAACAUGUUGGAUAAUAUACUUCAAUAUAUUGGCGAACAAGUGACGAAUUCGCAAUCUGAAACAUCCAAUCAAAUGUAUCCAAAAAGAUCAAAAGAGUUAUUGUCGAUUGAAAAAGAACUGGAUAGACAUAUCCAAGAAGAAAUUCUUUAUGACAAGGCUACAGAUAUUCAAGCACAAUCUUGGUAUGAAAAUGAUAUUUCGUUAAGAAAUAGCACAUUACAGGACGAUAAAAUUAAUAGACUCUCAAGAAAUCCAUUAUAUUCACGAUCAACAUCAUAUUUUUCACUUGGAGCAGAUUUUUCACUAUCAAAAUCAUUUUUACCUGCUUUGCCACCAGUAGCCGAAAAACAUUUAGAACCAUAUCAACAAUGUAGAUUAUUUUUAAGUCACUUUGGAUGGUUAACACCUGAAUCUUUAAAUGAUGGUACAAUAUGUGUAUUAAAUAAAGGAAAUACGUUAUUUAGGGAUAUUAGAUUAUUAGAUAAAAGAUAUGCAAGAGAAGUUUUUAAAUUUGCUUUGUUGUAUGUUGGGCCAGGCCAAGAAGAUGAACAAAGUAUUUUACGUAAUACAAAUGGAAGUGAAGAAUAUAAUGAAUUUGUGCAAAGUCUUGGAUGGGAAAUUGAUUUAACUACUCAUCCUGGUUAUCUUGGUGGAUUAGAAAGGAAUGCUUCAAAUGGAUUAACCGCUAUUUAUUAUUGUACCUCAACUAUUGAAAUUAUAUUCCAUGAUGUAACCAAGAUGCCAACUGAUCCAAUUGACCCAAAACAAUUAAGAAAGAAACGACAUAUAGGAAAUGAUCAUGUACAUAUUAUAUGGAAUGAGCAUUUUAGAGAUUAUCGUAAAGGUACAAUAGGAGGAGAUUUUGGAAAUGCACAAAUAGUAAUAUCACCCUUACCAAAUGGAUUAUAUAAUGUUGAUAUUUAUAGAGAUUCAAAAAUACCACCAUUUGGACCAUUAUUACAUGGUAUGAUAAUAUCACGUAGUGUAUUAGGGCCAUUGGUUAGAAUGACUGCAAUACAAGCAUAUAGAAAUAGUUUACAUAUUAAUAGUAUUAAUAAUUCAAAUGUUUAUCAACAUCCUUAUAUGGAAAGAGCUGCUGAUAUUCAAAUGAUUAUGAGUAGACACAAAAAAAAUAAUUGUAGUUCUUUUGAAUCUUUUAUGACUAAAAUAUUUGUUAGUGAAGAUUUACCUGUAUAA